CUCACUUCUAAACACCCCCACCAUCAUCACAGCCCCCUUUUGUUGCUCUAAAAUCCCCAGCAGAUUCCUGAUUCUAUCUCUGUUUCUAUCUGCAUCCAUCCCUCACACACCGAGAAGUCUGCUGCGCCUGUUGGCCAACUCUUUAUUUCCCUUCAUACCAACACAGGGCAAAAUGUCUUCCAAGCUGCCAGCAGGUAAACAGAAACCCACAUCCCCAUUCAGGAAAAGGGGAAGCCUGCAGUAUGCUGCCAGCACAGACCUGCGUGGUGCACCACGUCUCUUAACUUUCCAGUAUUCUUUGCCUGGUAUCAUAACAGCGAAGCACGGACCUAUAGACCUGCGGACCUCCAUGGAUGGCAAAUACAAAGAAAUUGCUGAGGAGCUGUUGUCACGUAGUCUGACUGAGAGUGAGAUGCGCAGUGCUCCGUAUGAGUUUCCGGAGGACAGUCCCAUCGAGCAGCUGGAGGAGCGGAGACAAAGGCUCGAGAGACAGAUCAGCCAGGAUGUCAAGUUUGAGCCUGACAUUCUUCUCCGAGCCAAACAGGAUUUUUUGAAGACAGACAGUGCUGCAGACCUUGAAUAUCUGAAGGAGCAGAGUGAAGCGCAGUUUGAUCUUUAUCCAGAGCAUGAGCUUACACCAGAGAGGGAGUACCAGAGAGUCAGCAUCUCUGGAGAAGAAAAAUGUGGUGUUCCCUUCACAGACCUGCUAGAUGCUGCUAAGUGUGUGGUGAGGGCUCUGUUCAUUAGAGAGAAGUACAUGGCUCUGUCCAUGCAGAGCUUUUGCAGGACUACUGCUCGCUACUUGAUGGAGAUGGGGGACAGGCCUCUGGACCUCAAUGCAUACCAGGAGAUGCCUGAGACCUUCGUUAGUGGAGAUGCCCCAGUUCACGCGCCGGGGUCAAAGACACACCCCUAUGAGGGCUUAGACUCAGCUAACUUGCCACCGGACAUGGGCUACAGCUGCAAGAUGAUAGAUGGUGUCAUACAUGUGUUUACUCAUAAGAGUAAUAUGGAAAAAGCCACAGAGCUGGAACUACCCUACCCUGAUCUGCAAGAGUAUAUAGCUGACAUGAACGUCAUGAUGGCCCUUAUCAUAAAUGGACCAGUAAAAUCAUUCUGCUAUCGGCGGCUGCAGUAUCUGAGCUCCAAGUUUCAGAUGCACAUCCUCUUGAAUGAAAUGAAGGAGUUGGCAGCUCAGAAGAGAGUCCCUCAUCGCGAUUUUUACAACAUACGCAAGGUGGAUACACAUAUCCAUGCUUCAUCCUGCAUGAACCAGAAGCACCUGCUACGCUUCAUUAAGAGGGCCAUGAAGAAGUACCCUAAGGAGACUGUGCAUGUGGAGAAAGGUCGGGAACAGACACUUAUGGAGGUGUUUGAGAGUAUGAAUCUGACAGCCUUUGACCUCAGUGUGGACACACUAGACAUGCAUGCGGAUCGAAACACUUUCCAUCGCUUUGACAAGUUCAACUCUAAGUACAACCCAAUUGGAGAGUCCAUCCUCCGGGAGAUCUUUAUCAAAACAGACAACCAUAUUGAAGGAAAAUAUUUUGGACACAUUAUUAAGGAGGUAAUGGAGGAUCUUGAGGAAAGCAAAUAUCAGAACGUCGAGCUGCGUCUCUCCAUCUAUGGCCGUUCCAGGGAUGAGUGGGAUAAACUGGCGCAGUGGGCCGUCAAGCACAGAGUCUACUCUGAUAAUGUGCGCUGGCUCGUCCAAGUGCCUCGUCUGUUUGAUGUCUAUCACACUAAGAAACAGCUGAGUAAUUUCCAGGAGAUGUUGGAGAACAUCUUUUUGCCUCUGUUUGAAGUCACCAUCCAACCAAGUAGCCACCCAGAGCUACACCUCUUCCUGCAACAUGUGGUUGGGUUUGACAGUGUGGAUGACGAGUCCAAACCAGAGCAUCACAUCUUUAACCUGGACAGUCCUCUACCUGCCAACUGGAUAGAGGAAGAUAAUCCACCUUAUUCCUAUUAUCUCUAUUACACCUUCGCCAAUAUGACUGUGCUAAACCACCUGCGCAGGAGCAGGAAUUUCAAUAUAUUUGUGCUAAGGCCACACUGUGGCGAAGCAGGACCAAUUCACCACCUGGUGUCUGGCUUCAUGCUCUCAGAGAACAUCUCCCAUGGCCUGCUGCUUCGGAAGGCUCCUGUGCUGCAGUAUCUGUAUUAUCUGGCUCAGAUCGGCAUCGCCAUGUCUCCUCUCAGCAACAACAGCUUGUUCCUUAGCUACCAUCGCAACCCGUUGCCAGAAUAUCUGUCCAGGGGCCUAAUGGUUUCCUUAUCUACUGAUGACCCUCUGCAAUUUCACUUCACAAAGGAGCCGUUAAUGGAGGAGUACAGUAUAGCUGCUCAGGUGUGGAAACUGAGCUCAUGUGAUAUGUGUGAACUGUCAAGAAACAGUGUACUAAUGAGUGGCUUCUCCCACAAGGUGAAAAGUUCCUGGCUGGGACCCAAUUACAUUAAAGAAGGCCAGGAAAGCAACGACAUCCGCCGAACCAAUGUUCCCGAUAUCCGUGUUGCGUACCGCUUUGAGACCCUGUGCGAGGAGCUGAAUCUAAUCACACAGGCAGUGAGGAGCGAAGAACUAGAGACCAUCGAGGAGGAGGCUUUAUGCAUGAGCGCAGUACAGAGUGCACAGUAGGGACAGAGCAGAUUUACACUAAUUGGAGAGUCUAAACAGGGCUGUGUGAAGAAAGUGGAGGUCAGACACAUAAGAGGUGAUGCGUAGAGUGCUAAUCGGAUGUUACACAUUGAUACACACACAAAAAAAGUGAAAAUGUAACUGCAUGCCCUUCUAAAUGUGAACUAGAUUACUGAUCCUGUCUCAGUACUGCCUGCAGAAACUUCAUUCCUGAAAUGUAUGCACCUUACACUGUCAGCAGCCAGUAGUUUGCCUCAAUGGUCACAGCUCACAUCAGAAAAAAAAGAUUCCAUGGCCCCAGGAAGCAUGACAAACCAAUGCGCUGCUAUCCGUUGCUGUACUUUUGUCGUAGUGGUGGUAUUGUUUAAGGCCUUAUUUAUAGCAUUUUUUUAAAUCUCACCUGGCACUUCCUAUGACACCUGACUGGGCUUAUUUAGAUCAUAGGCAUCAAACAUGAAGUAUUAGGGAUAUAAUUUUAAUAAACAAUAUAUAUAUUUACCAUGAACAAUGGUUAUGUGUCAUAGCUGCUACUUUACAUGGUCUGAAUUUCACCUUAUUUCCGUUAUUUUUGGUCAGUUUUAUUCAAAACAUGUUGACUUGUACUUGUACUUCAUGUUAUUAACUGGUUUGUUAGUGUAUUUACCCAUUGGAAACAUAUUUACUUUUGUAUGUGUGUACUUGGAUAAUUGUGUUGGAUUAUUUAUUGCAACUGCAAAAAAUGAAGUAAACUUUAUUUUCCUCUUCUGUGCUCUCUA
Messenger RNA from Silurus meridionalis, 3393 nucleotides. RefSeq names its product adenosine monophosphate deaminase 2b (gene ampd2b). Gene Ontology annotation, biological process: AMP metabolic process; IMP salvage. Gene Ontology annotation, cellular component: cytosol. The record is from RefSeq and is a predicted model, not a curated record. Bases 173 to 2638 code for a protein of 821 amino acids. Gene Ontology annotation, molecular function: AMP deaminase activity. The transcript has 18 exons. NCBI's taxonomy places the organism in Eukaryota, Metazoa, Chordata, Actinopteri, Siluriformes, Siluridae.